Messenger RNA from Anoplopoma fimbria (sablefish), 1533 nucleotides. Its product is annotated as potassium voltage-gated channel subfamily V member 2-like. Lineage: Eukaryota; Metazoa; Chordata; Actinopteri; Perciformes; Anoplopomatidae. The transcript has 2 exons. The record is from RefSeq and is a predicted model, not a curated record. Gene Ontology annotation, molecular function: delayed rectifier potassium channel activity. The coding region runs from base 1 to 1533 and encodes 510 amino acids. Gene Ontology annotation, cellular component: membrane; voltage-gated potassium channel complex. Gene Ontology annotation, biological process: potassium ion transmembrane transport; protein homooligomerization.
AUGGCUUCAGAGACGGCUACACUGCAGAGAUGUUUGCAAAACCGUCGCUCGACCAUCAACUGUCUAUCAAAGGGUGUAGAGGACAACCAAACAUUCCCAUUUUCUCAGGAGAAAACAGUUAAAGCAUGGACAUCUCUGGAGAUUCUGGACAUUCCUGACAUCAAAGCAGACGAGAGACCCAAACAACCACAGAGCAUCAGUGUUAAUGUCGGAGGGAAAGUGUUUCAUAUCCCCAAACAGUGUGCCGCUAACUAUCCUAACACCCGAAUAGGCUCAUUGGCCCUCUGCAGGGACAGAGCGAAACUCCUCACACUGUGUGACGAUUACUCUGUACGUAAGGACGAGUUCUUCUUUGACCGUGACCCUGCCUUCUUCCACCACAUCUGCCAUUUCUACACAAGCGGAGUGCUGUGGGUCAUACGGGAAAUGUGCCCCAUCCACUUCGAGGAAGAGAUUGCAUACUGGGGCUUGAGCCUGAAGUACACCCAGCGCUGCUGCUGGAUGAUGUUGGAGGAGAAGCUGGAUGAGGUGAAAGACUACCUGAAGGUGGAGAGGGAGCUGAUGGCAGAGCUAGAGGUAAAGUAUGACGAAGAGUGUUUCAAGGACAUGGUCUUUGGGAAUAUGCGCAAGACCCUGUGGGACCUUGUGGAGAAUCCGUACUCUUCAACCCUUGCGAAGGCUUUCACGAUUCUCUCAAACCUUUUUGUGCUCUUCUCCAUCGUCGCAAUGAGUCUAAACACCGUUGAGGAACUUAAAGUGUAUCAAAUCAACGGUAAAACCCACAUGGAAUGGGUAGAGAUCAUCACCAUUGUGUUCUUCACCUUUGAAUAUUUAAUUCGUCUUGUCACCACUCCUGACGUGACAAUGUUUUUGAAAUGUGGACUCAACUUCGUGGACAUGGUGGCAGUCGUACCUUAUUUCAUCCAGAUCAUCUUUGAGGUCUUCACUGACACUGAGAAUGCGAAUGCACAGGACCUCACGGCCAUGGCCCGGGUCAGCAAGCUCAGCCACGUUCUCAAAGUUCUCAAGCUGCUGCGGAUUUUUCGGAUCUUGAAGCUGGCUCGACACUCCACUGGAAUGAGAGCGUUUGGGUUCACCCUGCGGCAGUGUUACCAGCAGGCCUCUUGCAUUCUUCUCUUCAUUGCCAUGGGAAUCUUCACUUUCUCUGCUCUCCUUCAUUCAGCAGAGAGGGGAACUGAGGGAUCUCCUAUCAGCAGUAUCCCAUAUGCCUGGUGGUGGGCUGCAGUCAGCAUCUCCACUGUGGGCUACGGGGAUGUGGUACCUGUGACUAUUUUGGGCCGCAUUGUGGCCUUUGGCUGCAUCUCUUUUGGUAUCAUCCUAAAUGGUAUGCCGAUCUCUUUCCUCUUUAACAAGUUCUCUGAUUACUACGCUAAGCUAAAAGCAGAGGAGUACAACAUUAAGUCAGUGGAGAAGCGCUUUCAGCUAAAGAAGCGCCUCCAACGCAGAAUGCAAAUGUGUUUUCAUUACUCGGAAGAAGACAAUACAGACAGCCGCUGUGACUGCCACCGUUGA